AUGGAAUUCUUAAAAACUGAUUUUAAAAACUGGAUAGUCAAAAAAUGCGAAAACUCCAUGCAAGGCGUCAGUUUGAAUUUCUAUGAACUUAUUCAUACACCUCAUGGCUUUGAUGCACUACAGAGCUGAUUUCUUACAAUGGGCGGAAGCGAGCUUGAUGAAUAUGCAUUUUUCAAAUUAAUGAAACUUGUAGUUAAUGAAAUGACUGAGCCUGAAGCUUGAGAAACUUUUGAUACCCUGUGCCAAGAGCCAACAAUAACACUUAAAGAAUUUUUAAUGCUGGUUUUUCUAUAUGCGUCUCUUGAAACAAAACAGAUGAAGGUUAUGCUUUAUAUGCAUGGGAAAAUGCUAUAUCAAUUAUUAGCUGGCUCUGAAAGACACGAAAUCUCCUUCGAAAGAGUAAAAAGAAUUGGCAGAUUAAUAAAGCUUAAUGAGAGAUAUUUAAUCCAAAAAGGCAGAGAACUUGGGAUUUCAUGACCAAUGAAAUCAUCAUUAACGUUUGAACAAUUCCAAUUAUUUUAUUUUGAUAUUUUCAGCGAAUUAGACUAUACAGAAGUAGUGCAGCAGCAAGAGCCAAAGCCAGAGCCUGUUGUUGUAGUAUCAGCUGCUAAGCCUCCUCUGCCUGUUGCUGUCAAAAAACGUACUACAAAAUGUGCGUCCUGCCAAUCUAAACACUGCAUGCUGCUAUUCUUUUUUAUUUUUUUUUUUUAAAAAAAAUUAUUUAAUAAUUAAGUACUUUUUUAUAGAGAAAAUAAUUUUUAAAAAUUUUUUUUUAAUUUUUGAAAAAUCAAUUUAAUUUAGAAUAUAA
Molecule: messenger RNA, 808 nt
Organism: Blepharisma stoltei
Lineage: Eukaryota; Ciliophora; Heterotrichea; Heterotrichida; Blepharismidae
Source: the annotation of a GenBank genome assembly